Molecule: messenger RNA, 1343 nt
Organism: Camellia sinensis
Lineage: Eukaryota; Viridiplantae; Streptophyta; Magnoliopsida; Ericales; Theaceae
Source: RefSeq, a predicted model, not a curated record
AAUACUAAUCUCAUUUCUAUAUUCUUGAUGCCACAUCAACCCUAUUUAUUUGAUCAAUACUAAUAUCAUUUCUAUUAUCUCUCUCUCUCUUUGUAUCUCUCUCGACGAUAUCAUCGAUCAAUACUUUGCGGGAUCUCGAUAACAAGAAGUUAACUAGACCAAUUCCUUCACAAAUUGGCGUUUGAGGCAUCUUAAAAUACUGGUUGUCUUGUACCGGCUUAUUGGAACGGAAGUGAUUCAAGGAUAAAGGGUCAAAACAAGGAAUUUGAAUUUGUUGUUUUCUUGGAGGAAGCAAAUGCCUUCUCAAAAGAUUGAAACUGGUCAUCAAGACACUGUUCAUGAUGUGGCGAUGGAUUACUAUGGUAAGCGUCUUGCUACAGCUUCUUCAGACAACACCAUUAAGAUAGUCGGGGUGAGCAAUUCGACCUCUGAGCAUCUUGCCACCUUAAGCAGUCAUCAAGGACCUGUGUGGCAAGUGGCUUGGGCUCACCCCAAGUUUGGUUCCCUUCUUGCUUCAUGUUCUUAUGAUGGGAGGGUCAUACUUUGGAAGGAAAGUAAACAAAAUGAGUGGAGCCAAGCCCAUGUUUUUGAUGAUCAUAAAUCUUCUGUGAAUUCCAUUGCUUGGGCUCCUCAUGAAUUGGGUCUAUGUUUAGCAUGUGGAUCCUCAAAUGGCAAUAUUUCAGUUUUUACUGCACGAUCUGAUGGUGGUUGGGACACGUCACGCAUUGACCAAGCUCACCUAGUUGGUGUUACUUCCGUUUCAUGGGCACCAUCAAUGGCUCCUGGUGCUCUUGUUGGCUCUGGUCUGCUUGAUCCUGUUCAAAAGCUUGCAUCGGGUGGUUGUGAUAAUACUGUAAAAGUGUGGAAGCUUUAUAAUGGAGUUUGGAAGAUGGAUUGCUUCCCUGCUCUUCAAAUGCAUACUGAUUGGGUUAGGGAUGUUGCUUGGGCACCUAACUUGGGACUCCCUAAAUCCACAAUUGCAAGUGCUUCACAGGAUGGGAGAGUCAUUGUGUGGACUGUGACAAAGGAAGGGGAUCAAUGGGAUGGUAAGGUUUUGAAGGAUUUUCUGACCCCUGUUUGGAGGGUCUCUUGGUCACUCACUGGAAACAUACUGGCUGUGGCUGAUGGGAAAAACUAUGUAACAUUGUGGAAAGAAGAAGUAGAUGGAGAAUGGCAACAGGUGACAACAGUUGAGCCGUAAAGCUCGAGCCCCCACCCCUUUUUUCUCGUGAUUAUAGUUCAAUACUUUGCUUGAAAUUGAGGGUCCUAAGACAGUCAAAACUUUUAGUCUUUAUGAGAAGUCAGUUGCAUGAUAUGAAGGUUUAUGAAUAUUUUUUACCUGA